Molecule: messenger RNA, 1188 nt
Organism: Chlorella variabilis
Lineage: Eukaryota; Viridiplantae; Chlorophyta; Trebouxiophyceae; Chlorellales; Chlorellaceae
Product: expressed protein
Exons: 7
Coding region: 1-1188 (395 amino acids)
Source: RefSeq, a predicted model, not a curated record
AUGGCUAACCGCUUCAUUCCCAGUGCUCAGACGGCGACGAUACAGAAAUCCUUGUUGCGCUUGUCAGGGACUCUCCGUGGCCACGCGAGGCGAACAACCCCGCCGGCCUCCCCCCCCGGCAGCUCCAGCCCCGACCCCGACGCGGUCACCCUCCCCGGGAGCUUGCAGGACGUACCUGCCGUCGUCGAUGCCAUGGCGCCCAUCCGCCACCUGGCGCAAGCCAAGGAGCGGCCCGAGGUGGCCGCGCUGGCGGCGCGCGCGGGCCUCGACCUGCGCGGAUUCACCUGGCCGAUGCGGCACCACGGCCCGCACCGCUUCCCCGGCCUCAUGGCGGUGGUGUCCCCUCUGGUACGGGCGGGGCUGGAUACCCCCGAGAAUCUGGAGCUGCUGUUUGGGGCGCCAGACGCGGUGGCCAGCCUGCACCGCGAGAUACGCUUCUAUGUGCUGACUGCGCCAGAAGGGCCCUGCCACGCUGGCAGCGCCCGCUGGGCGGCGGCGGCGGCGGGGAUGGCGGGGGGAGGACGAGGGCUGCUCCAUCUGCGCAAGGCCGCUGACCAGCCCGACUGCAUCCGCAUUUGGCUGUCCCGCAAGUCGACCUGCCCUCUGUGCCGCACGCCGGUGCCGGAUGCCGCUCCCCGGCCAGCCACCGCAGAGGAGCUGGCUGAGAUUGCGGCGGUGCAGCGCAUGAACGCCAGGUUUGAAGAGAUCAUGCGGCGGCGGGAGGAGGAGGAGGAGGCAGGCGGCGGCGGCGGCGGCAAUGGCGGCGGCGGCGGCGGCGGCAAUGGCGGCGGCGGCGGCGGCGGCGCGCCCUCUGGCGGCGGCGCCGGCAGGCGGCGGCGGGGCAGCCGGGGCGGGCGGGGCAGCCGGCGGCGGGAGGAGGAGGAGGAGCCGGGUGGCGGCCUCGGCGGCGCCGGCAGCGGCAGCGGCGCCGGCGCGCCCUCUGGCGGCGGCGCCGGCAGGCGGCCGCGGGGCAGCCGGGGCGGGCGGGGCAGCCGGCGGCGGCCGCACCGGCUGGCCGGCUGCGCCGCCGUCGGCGGUCCCAGCUGCCUCUGCCUCAGACUCCUCCUCCUCUUCCUCGUGCUCAGCAGCCUCGGCAGCGGGAAGGAGCUGGUGCUCGGCUGCCGCGGCACCGGCGCAGCGGCACCGGCGCUGCUCCCCUGCCUGCGCAGCGCCGCGGCGAGGCCGUAG